Molecule: messenger RNA, 2352 nt
Organism: Rotaria sp. Silwood1
Lineage: Eukaryota; Metazoa; Rotifera; Eurotatoria; Philodinida; Philodinidae
Source: the annotation of a GenBank genome assembly
AUGUAUGAACUAGAUAAAAAACGUUAUACUAAUGAAAAUCAAGUAGUUAUGGUAUAUCGUGGACAACUCAUGUCUCGUCAUGAAAUACCAAUACUUCGAAUAAAUACGGAUCAUAUUGGUAAUAAUGCUUUCUUUUCAACCACAAUGAAUCGAUCACUUGCAUUAUUUUAUACAGGUCCUGCAGAGCUUACCGAUGAAUUGCAAAGUGUAUUAUUUGAAAUUGAAUUGAAUGUUCACGAUGAAUCAUAUCUUCCAUUUGCUGAUAUUUCACAUCUAAGUUCAUUUCCGAAUGAAUCCGAAAUAUUGUUUAUGAUUGGUACACAAUUCAUGUUAAGUACUGUAAAUGAUCAAUUAGAUUAUGACAAUACAGAACGGAUAUGGAAGAUAAAAUUAAAAGUUCGACCUAAUGAUCGUAUCCAAGAUUUUAAAAAUCUUGAAAGCUCGACUCAACGGAAAACAUUGAAAAAUUGUGUCAAUAUAAUUUUAAUCCAAACAGAAGAAUGCGAUACUCCUUAUUGUAUUAAAGCAGCAAAUUAUUUACUUGAAAGUAUUGAUAAAACUGCUGAUCCAUGUGAUAACUUCUUUCAAUUUGCUUGUGGAACAUGGUUAAAGAAGAAUCGAAUACCUGAUGAUGAUAUGUUAACUUCACCGAUUCCUGCCGACUUAAAUAAUCUUCAAUCUGUAAUUAAUGCUCGUCGUUUUUAUGAGACCUGCAUAAAUGAAACGGUGAUAGAAUCCGAAUCUAUCAAUGUAAUUCUGAGUAUCGUCAAUGAUCUCGGUGGAUGGCCAAUCUUACAAGGUUCAUCAUGGAAUGAAACAUCAUUUAAUCUUACAAAUUUAUUAAUUCGAUUACGUGAAUAUGGUUACAAUAUGAUAUAUGGUUUUGGUACAUCAAAUGAUGAUAAAAAUUCUUCAACUAAUUUUAUUCGAGUUUACCAAAGUGAUAUUGCUCUUGCACAACGAUCAAAUUAUCUUAAUGAAACAAAAGUUACCAGAUCUUACAGACAGUUUAUUCAAGAUGUAGCUUCAGCGCUAGCAGUUGGUAGAAUAGUAAAUUCUAGUGAAGUUGACGAUAUUUAUAAUUUUGAAAAACUUAUUUCAACUUUUCAUUGGACACCAGCUGAACAACGUGCUAGACAAAAUGAAACAAUUCGUACAACAGUUGGAAAUCUUUCACAAACAUUUAAUACAAGUUUUGGAUUUACGAAUUAUAUUCAACAUAUAUAUUCUUUAUCAAAUAUUCCUUUAUAUGAUAAUGAUAUUGUAUCAGUUAGUGAACUUGAAUUUUUACGUAAUGCAUCAUCGAUUAUUGAUUCAUCUUCGCGACGUGUACUACAAAAUUAUAUUAUAUGGCGUUUUAUUAUGAGCAGAAUAUCAGAUAUGCCUAAACGUUAUCGAGCUCUAAAGGAUCCAUUUGAUGAAGCUUAUCGAGGUACUUUUGCUCAACGUCCACGUUCAAUAACAUGUGGAAGUUAUAUUAAUAGUAAUAUGGGUUUUGCUCUUUCAAAAAUUUAUAUUAAACAAUAUUUUGAUGAAAGCGCGAAACAGCAGUAUAUUUUCAAUGAAUCAUAUAUAAGUAAUGUUUUAAAAUUAUUAAAAAUAAAAGCCAAUGAAAAUCUUCGAAUGCUUCGUGAACUUGUUGAUCGUAAAGCAUGGGGUGCUAGUCCACCAACUAUAGUCAACGCUUUUUACAGUCCACCAAGAAACCAAAUCAUUUUUCCAGCUGGUAUUCUACAAAUGCCAUUUUUCAAUAAAGAUGCACCGAAAUAUUUGAAUUAUGGUGCUAUCGGAGUGGUUAUUGGUCAUGAAAUUACUCAUGGUUUUGAUGAUAUUGGUCGUCAAUAUGAUAAAGAUGGAAAUCGUAUUUCCUGGUGGACUGAUGAUACUAUUAAAAAAUUUAAUGAACGUAAGCAAUGUAUAAUCGAUCAAUAUAGUAACUAUGUUGUAACUCAAAUUAAUAGGACCUUGAAUGGAUUUCAAACACAAGGUGAAAAUAUUGCUGAUAAUGGUGGAAUAAAAGAAUCAUUUUAUCUUUUAUGUGCAUACACGUAUAUGUAUAUAUAUCUACAGGCUUAUCAAAACUGGAUUCGAACGCAUCCAAAUGAAGAUAAAAAAUUAUCUGGUCUAUCUGAGUAUUCAGCAGAACAAAUGUUUUUUAUUAAUUAUGGACAGAUUUGGUGUUCGAAAAUGACUGAUGCUAAUGCAUUGAAUAGAAUUUUAACAGGUGUUCAUUCACCGGGAGAAUUCAGAGCUCGUGGUCCAACAUCAAACUUUGACGAAUUCGAUCGGGCAUUUAAAUGCUCACCUGGGCUAAACAACAAUAGUCAAAAUCCCAAAUGUGCUGUUUGGUAA